Molecule: messenger RNA, 2209 nt
Organism: Conger conger (European conger)
Lineage: Eukaryota; Metazoa; Chordata; Actinopteri; Anguilliformes; Congridae
Gene: mtpap
Product: mitochondrial poly(A) polymerase
Exons: 9
Coding region: 28-1770 (580 amino acids)
Cellular component (GO): mitochondrion
Molecular function (GO): poly(A) RNA polymerase activity
Source: RefSeq, a predicted model, not a curated record
GCCUCCACGCAGGUGUGCAGGUUUUACAUGAAUGGACGGGGAACGUUUUUCAGGAGUUUACAGAAAAAUUCUUUUUGUUUCCGGAGAAAAUUUGCUUCUAAAAAAGUUGCAAAAAUCGUUCCAAAAAAUACUCCAAAAAAACAACUUGCAACAAAAAAAGAAGCUGAGGAUGAAAGCUCUUUUUCAAGACUUCAAGAAGAUAGACGCAAACAGGCAGAGAGAUCUGUUCUGAUCGCCUGUCCGCCAAAUAUCACCGAGAUGAAGUUUUUAAAACAUCUAUCCACGCAUGGAAGUAUAGAAAACUGUUUCUUUUAUGAGAGUUUUGGCAUAUAUGCGGUGGUGGAGUUUUCUCAAACGCAUAGCAUCGACUCAAUGCUGGGGGCCACCAUAUUUCCCAGUGUUCAAAAUGAAACGGCUGUGCCUUUCAAAACUAGACUGCUUUCUUUAAAAGCAAGCGACUCUGUUCUGCCCAAAACCCGGCCAUCUGUACCGUGCCAGAAACUAAACCCCAUUGGUACAAAGGAGCUCAUUUUGAAGCUGUCUCAACAGGACACUGUAGACAAACAAUUGUAUUACCUUUUGGAACAGCACCAGCUGACAGAAGAGAACAUUCGCCUGCGCUUCCUUGUCUGCUCUUUGCUGAAAGACAUUGCUGCACCAUAUUUCCCAGAAUGUGUCAUAAGGCUAUUUGGCUCCUCUGUCAACAGUUUUGGGAAACUUGGUUGCGAUCUGGAUUUGUUUUUGGAUCUUGAUUCUGUCAGAGGGCGUAAUACCAAGCAGACUAGGAACCAGCUCUCGCUGGAGUUCCAGAUGAAGAGCACUUCCUCCGAGAGGGCUGCCACCCAGAGCAUCCUGUCCGUGAUCGCCGAGUGCGUAGACCAUUUUGGGCCCGGCUGCGUUGGAGUGCAGAAGAUCCUCAAUGCCCGCUGCCCCCUGGUGCGAUUCUCCCACCAGCCCUCGGGCUUCCAGUGCGACCUCACCACCAACAACAGGGUGGCGUUGAAGAGCUCGGAGAUGCUCCAUCUCUACGGCAGGAUGGACAGGCGGGUACGGGCAAUGGUGCUCAGCCUGCGCUGCUGGGCCCAGGUGCAUGGCCUCACCAACAACUUCCCGGGGGCCUGGAUCACUAACUUCUCCCUCACCACCAUGAUCAUCUUCUUCCUGCAGAGGAGAAGUCCGCCCCUGAUCCCACCACUCGACCAGCUCCGGGAACUCGCAGGGCCCAGGGAUGAAUGCAUUAUUGAAGGCAAUGACUGCACUUUCGUCAGUGACAUCAGCAGGGUAAAGAAUCUGGACAACACAGAAACAUUGGAUCAUCUGCUGCAGGAAUUCUUUGUGUUUUAUGCAAACUUCCCCUUCAACCAGAUGUCCAUCAAUAUCAGAAAGGGCAAGGAGGACUACAAGCCGGACUCAAGUCCCCUAUACAUCCAGAACCCCUUCGAGCUAUCCCAGAAUGUCAGCAAGAACGUCAACCCCACCCAGCUGGAGCGCCUGGUGACCCUGUGCCAGGAGAGCGCAUGGCUGCUGAACGAGGGCUGGGCCAAGCAGCGGGCCAGUACCGAGCCCUCCCCCUGGGGGAUGGGCGCGCUCCUCCUGCCCUCCUUGUCGCAGUCCAUCCGGAAUAAGAGCAAGAAGGGGAGGGUCUUGCAGCCGGCCAGCGAGAGGUUCAAGAACCUGCUGGCCUUCCUGAAGACGAACAAGGCGGGAGGGAGCGGCGCCGCGGGGAACGCAGAAAACCAGAAAACCGCCUCUUCCACUACGUCCUGCUAGAGGGCAGCGUUCUGCGGCAGGGGACCCACAGGCUUCGCUCCCUGAAGAGGGAGUUCCUCUUCACGGGGGGAGGGGGAACAAACACUCUCUGAAACGAACAGAGCACCCCGUGCCAAGAGUGUCUUGGAACAUGGACGAGUACUGUUUUCCUUUAGCACACUGCUGUAUAAAGAUGGCCGUACAUAGAAAUACUACAUUCAAAUAGCAUAUUCUUUUUUCCAUAUUGCAGGCAACAUCUUUUUUUUAUUUUGGACAUUUUGUUUUCAUGCGCCAUGUAUGUGUGUAAAUACACCCCAAAAUGGUUAUUUUUAACUGUUUUAAUCACCUAUGUCACAAGUUUUCAGCAUACUUUUACUGUAUAAACUUUUGAGAUUAGCAAUUAUUCAAUUGUUGAAUGGUUUAGAACUUGAUUUUUCUCAGAUUAAAACUGUAAACUACU